CACCUAAAUACAACAUAAAAUUUCAGAAAACCUCAAAUUCAACUUCGAAAUCUAUGACCAAACCGAGAGCUAAGUAAUGACACGUCUCUCCUCUUUCUCCUCCCAUGUCUUUUCUGUGAAAUUUAUAUUUGUCGUACCAUCGUGUCCUUGCUCUAACCCCCUACCCCCUACCCCCCAACCCAACCCCCAAAGAAUCCAUUUUUCCCAAAUUAAGCAAUUAACUACGCAAAACCCCAAAAAUUAGUGGCUAAAUAGCCACUGAUUUUCUAUGAAGUUUUAAUCUUGUUGAGUUUACAUGAAAUUGGAUUUGUGGGUGUGUGUUUAAAACUUAUGGGGAAGAGAAAGAGAAGAGCUGAUCUCAAUAAAACUCAUUCUCUUACUGGUGAACAGAGUUACACAAUACUUGUGUUAGUGGGAGUACCAGGUUUCUCGUGGAAUUAUUUGAGGUGCGCACAAGCUAAUCUGGACACCUUAGUUAGUAAAAAGAGACCAGCUGCCUCCACCUGGGAUGGAUGCAUUGUCGAGACAGACCUCUCAUCAAGUUGAUGUCUAUGCAACAAAGUCUUUCUCAUCAAUUAUGGAUAUCAUAGAUGAUUCUUCAAAGGUAACACAAUGCCAACAACCAUCUAUUGUUCACCGUCGAAAUAUUGACCAGGCAAUGUGUUCAAAGAAUCCUCAUCACUACUAUGGGCUCCAUUAUACUCGACGGAGGUCUGCUAAUAAUGCUGAGGCAUCAACUUCCCGUGGUGGGACGACUCCUCUUUAUGAUGAGCUGAUGUCUGCAAAGCCAGCUAGUAAAUGCAACUCGGGUUCUGGACAUGACACAGAGAGUAAACAGAAUGAACUUUACAAACCAGAAAGUGUUGGCGUUGCGCCCAGUUUACUGGCAACGAAUGCAACAUCUUCCAAUGUCACCAAGCUGUUUUGCGGAUUAUGUCAGAAGCCUUUGAGAAAGAAACGCUAUCUGCUCGAUAGCAACAUACCUUCCUGUGAGCCCUCUGUUGUGGCAGUUUUAGUUUGUGGUCAUCUUUACCAUGCUGAUUGUUUGGAGGAAAGAACACAUCAUGACAAUGUAACAGAUCCUCCCUGCCCGAUCUGUCGUGGCAUCAAUUGAGUAGGUUUGCUUUUGUACCUGAAUGUAGAUAACCUCAGGUGCGGAUUCAGGAUUUGAAAGGCUCCAAGUUGUGUACACAUAUAUACAUGUCUUAAAAUCUCGAUACAAUGUAACUAUCUGUUAUGUUUAUAUAUAGUUCGAGUCAAAGGCAGUGGGUGUGCAAUCGUUUGGAUACCAGAUGUAUUGAGAGGGAAAUGUAGCUUACAAGAUGCAUCAACAAUCAGUUAGCUUUCUGUGUAAACUUUUCAGUGUUUUCUUUGAAAAUAUUUGUAAUGCAUUAGUCUAACUCUAAUAGAAUUUAUAUAAGACAUUAGUCUAUGACAAAUUGAUGCAA
Messenger RNA from Solanum tuberosum (potato), 1448 nucleotides. RefSeq lists its product as uncharacterized. The transcript is spliced from 5 exons. The coding region runs from base 509 to 1114 and encodes 201 amino acids. The record is from RefSeq and is a predicted model, not a curated record. Lineage: Eukaryota; Viridiplantae; Streptophyta; Magnoliopsida; Solanales; Solanaceae.